ACAAUUAAUUCGUACAAUAACAUCAACACAAUUAAUUGAACCAAUUGAUCAUUCAAAUUCAAAUUUAUUAAAUGCACAAGCUGGUAGUACAAAAAAUAUUUUAGAAAAUAUUGAUGAAAGUGAAGAUGAUGAAAGAAUAAAACGAUUAGAAUAUGAACAGUUAACAUUAGGACAAAAAAUUAAAACAUUAAAACGAUCUCAAACAUCUUAUAAAACAUUAAAUGCAGAAUUAACAAGAUAUGAAUGGUUGGAAAAUGCAACGACGAAUUCUGGUCAUAAUCGUGAUCGAAAUCGUAUUGAUUCAGCAAGUUAUAAACGAACACAAUCAUAUGAUCCUAGUAGACCUUCACAUCAUACUCAUUCGGAAAUGGGGGGACGACCAUCAUCAAUACAUGAAGACGAGACAGAAAACGGAACAACACAAGCAUCAAAUGUUAGUAUUCGGUUUCCAUCACAAGACCCAUCAAUGUUCGAUGAUCAUCAAUCAACAACAACUAAUACACUAAAUGAAAUUACAUUUGCACCAGCUAUAGAUUUAGAAUUAAAUUUUCAAAUUCAAAUUGCUAGCGGUUCAUAUAAUCUAUAUACAAGUCGUGAUUUAAUAUCAAUUUCAUCAUUUACAACAAUAAAUUCAACUACACAAUAA
Messenger RNA from Adineta steineri, 646 nucleotides. Lineage: Eukaryota; Metazoa; Rotifera; Eurotatoria; Adinetida; Adinetidae. The record is from the annotation of a GenBank genome assembly.